Molecule: messenger RNA, 999 nt
Organism: Fundulus heteroclitus (mummichog)
Lineage: Eukaryota; Metazoa; Chordata; Actinopteri; Cyprinodontiformes; Fundulidae
Product: olfactory receptor 52D1-like
Exons: 2
Coding region: 1-747 (248 amino acids)
Biological process (GO): G protein-coupled receptor signaling pathway
Cellular component (GO): membrane
Molecular function (GO): G protein-coupled receptor activity; olfactory receptor activity
Source: RefSeq, a predicted model, not a curated record
AUGGCCUACGACCGGUACCUGGCCAUCUGUCGGCCGCUGCACUACCACACACUGAUGACCAGGAGGAGACUCUCUCAGCUGGAAAUCUCCUAUGACUGGUGUCUCUUUCAAAUAUUUGUCUUGUACUCCUACGCGUCUUGUGAGCUGUCUAUCCUGGCCCUCAUGGCCUACGACCGGUACCUGGCCAUCUGUCGGCCGCUGCACUACCACACAUUGAUGACCAGGAGGAGACUCUCUCAGCUGGUGAGUUUCUCCUGGCUCACUCCUUUCUCCAUAUUAUCAAUCAGUAUUCUGCUCACAUCCAGACUGGAGCUAUGCAGGUUUACAAUUAAGAGACUCUUCUGUGUGAACUGGAUGAUUGUUCAGCUCGCCUGCCCCAACAGCAACACCCUCUCAAAUAGCAUAGCUUCAUAUGCAACAAUUUUAAUCUAUGUCUCUCAUGGCUGUUUCAUCGUUUGGACUUACAUGCACCUCGUGCGAACAUGUGCAACCUCCAAAGAAAGCAGGGUGAAGUUCAUGCAGACAUGCGUGCCUCAUUUGAUCUCUCUGACCACUUUCGUGACUGUGAUAUUUUUCGAUUUGAUGUAUAUACGAUUUGGCUCUGCAGAAAUUCCUCAAAGCCUUCAAAACUUUAUCGCUAUAGAGUUUCUACUCUUUCCCCCGAUGAUGAACCCUUUGAUAUACGGAUUCAAAUUGACCAAAAUACGAAACAGAAUCCUGAGCAUAAUUUAUGCAACAACACAUUAAGAACAUAUUUUUUCUGUUUAUUUGUUUAGUUUUAUUGAUAAAAUGUUUGUUCUCCAUCAUCAAUUUGUGAUCAAGCUUUGUGUGCAACGCAUCUAGGAUGUUUUUCACAACACAACAUAGAAAGUGAUGUUUUUCUUGUAAACUAGCUGUUGUAAUCCUCCAUGAAUGUCAAAUAAAAUUUUAUUCACAUUGUAGUUUUCUCUGUAGAUUUUUGGGAACCUUGAAUGAAAAGGGGUCUACCAAAACUGCUGA